UCCUUGCUCUUGAUGACUUUGCUAUCGGCACCGAGGAGAAAGGGCAUCUGACAGUGAGAUCUCGCGAUUUCCGUUUACUACUGGCACUACCAAGUACCGAAAAGCUUUGAGAUCCCUGAUACAGCAGAAGCAGUGCGAAGAGUGACCGGAGUAUCUUUAGCCACUUGGUUGUGUCUGUCACGCCGUCAACAUCCAUAUCGUUGACUUCAACAAUGGCAGAAGCCGUUCUCGCAUCGUCCACUUCCGCACAUCUGGAACCUUUCCUAUUGCUGUCCAAAAAUGCAAAGGGCGCUGCUUGCGUACAACUUAUUCAAGAUGCCUUAUCGGCUCCCGGAGUGUAUGUCUUUUCAGAGCUUCUGGAAAUGCCGACGGUGCAAGAGUUAAGUCAAAAUCCCGAGCAAGAACCUUACGUGAAUCUUCUUCGUCUGUUUGCAUACGGCACGUAUCAGGAUUAUAGAGCAAACGCGGCAUCUUUACCUCCGUUGAAUGAUGCGCAAUUAAAGAAACUGAAGCAUUUGUCCAUUGUCACAUUGUCUGGCGACAACCGCACCUUAAACUACGACCUUCUUCUCCAAUAUCUCGAUAUCCCAAACGUGCGAGAACUGGAGGAUCUAAUUAUAGACGCAAUAUAUCAAGACUUAAUAAGAGGAAAGUUGGAUCAACAGAAAAAGUGUCUCGACGUAGAGUAUGCGAUGGGACGAGAUCUUCGACCGGGCCAGGCGGACAGGAUUUUGGUGGUCUUGGGUGCCUGGGCCCGGACAUCAGAAACUAUACUGACAAAUAUUGACGAGAAAAUUGGACACAUCACACAAUGGAACGCAAUGCACGCAAGAGAACAAGAGGAAUAUGAGAAGCUGAUUGAGCAGACAAAGAAAGAGGUGCGGGAAAAGGGUGCUGAGAAGCACAACCGACCCGCACCGCCAGAUUUCAGCGAUUUUGGGGAGUAUGCGGAGGAAGGAGGGCGGAAGGCCGGCAAAAGGUCCAGUAAAGGGAGAUAUGGCGGACCCAGCCGGCGAUGAUGUUCUCUCCCUUUGUUUAAACGUGGAUAAUAAAACGUGCUCCUGUUCUAUUCUGACUACUUGGAACCUACAGCUCAAAAUUGCUAGCGUGCUCUGACUAUUACGGAACUAACGUUCCGAAGCUGCGCUACCUAUGUCAGGCAGUUUCUUAAAUCUCUGGAGAAGCGGAGCUUUUCCGCCUGUUACUGUUAUUCGCGGGCCUAAUGCCUGUUGUGCUGCGUCUGUUGAUUGGGUUUUAAGUUUCAUCUUGAGAUCCAAGGCUUUAUCAAGCAGCUGUUAUAUUAAGAAUUAGAUUUAGCUCGAUCCGAGGGACUGAGGUGACAGA
Spizellomyces punctatus DAOM BR117 is the source of this 1344-nucleotide messenger RNA. RefSeq lists its product as uncharacterized. The record is from RefSeq and is a predicted model, not a curated record. NCBI's taxonomy places the organism in Eukaryota, Fungi, Chytridiomycota, Chytridiomycetes, Spizellomycetales, Spizellomycetaceae. The transcript is spliced from 7 exons. The coding region runs from base 213 to 1019 and encodes 268 amino acids. Gene Ontology annotation, cellular component: COP9 signalosome.